This is a messenger RNA of Trematomus bernacchii (emerald rockcod), 996 nucleotides long. Its product is annotated as retinoschisin-like. The coding region runs from base 1 to 996 and encodes 331 amino acids. The record is from RefSeq and is a predicted model, not a curated record. Lineage: Eukaryota; Metazoa; Chordata; Actinopteri; Perciformes; Nototheniidae. The transcript is spliced from 7 exons.
AUGCACGGCUCAGCGCUGAUCUCUGUGCACUCUCAGGAGGAGGAGGAGCUGCAGGAGGAGGAGCUGCAGGAGGAGGGUCUGCAGGAGGAGGGUCUGCAGGAGGAGGAGCUGCAGGAGGAGGAUCAGGAGGUCAUCGAGUCCUGGACGUCCAACGUGAAGGCCUGCACAUGUGACUGUGAAUCUGCUGACACAGCGACACGUAAUCCCCCCCUCCUCCAGCCCGAGCUGCCCCCCCCCUCCCCACAGCCUCAGCUGGACACCUGCAUGCCAGAGUGUCCGUACCACCGGGCUCUGGGCUUUGAAUCUGGAUCUGUGACCUCGGACCAGAUCAGCUGCUCCAGCCAGGACCAGUACUCGGGCUGGUACUCUUCCUGGCUUCCCCUCAAGGCCCGCCUCAACAACCAGGGCUUUGGGUGUGCGUGGCUGUCCAAGUUUAACGACCUGCACCAGUGGAUCCAGAUCGACCUGAAGGAGGUGCAGGUGAUGUCGGGGAUCCUGAGCCAGGGCCGCUGUGAUGCUGAUGAGUGGGUCACCAAAUACAGCAUCCAGUACCGCAGCGUGGAAACCCUCAACUGGAUCUACUACAAGGACCAGACAGGGAACAACAGGGUCUUCUACGGGAACUCGGACCGAUCCUCCUCGGUGCAGAACCUGCUGCGGCCCCCCAUCGUGGCCCGAUACGUCCGCCUGCUGCCGCUGGGCUGGCACACCCGCAUCGCCCUGAGGAUGGAGCUGCUGAUGUGCAUGAACAAGACCUUCGUCAAGACCUCCAUCAGGACCUCCACCAGGACCUUCAUCAAGACCUCCAUCAGGACCUCCACCAGGACCUUCAUCAAGACCUCCACCAGGACCUUCAUCAAGACCUCCACCAGGACCUUUAUUAAGACCUCCACCAGGACCUCCACCUGGACCUUCAUCUCGACUGUGUUCAGAGAGGCUCAGACUAACCGAGUCUGGGAGGGGGACAUGUUUCAUGCACUAUUUACCUGUCCUUAA